Molecule: messenger RNA, 855 nt
Organism: Chenopodium quinoa (quinoa)
Lineage: Eukaryota; Viridiplantae; Streptophyta; Magnoliopsida; Caryophyllales; Amaranthaceae
Product: probable histone H2A.3
Exons: 2
Coding region: 111-509 (132 amino acids)
Cellular component (GO): nucleosome
Molecular function (GO): protein heterodimerization activity; structural constituent of chromatin; DNA binding
Source: RefSeq, a predicted model, not a curated record
UCUCUCUCAUCAUCUCCUCUCCCCCUCUAUCCACAACUGCCGUGCCCAAACUUCUCCAAUCACACUACUCGCCAACAACCGCCGCCUCAUUCUCUCUCUCAUCGCCGUCAAUGGCUGGAAGAGGCAAGAACAUCGGCGCCGGCGCCGCCGUCAAGAAAGGUGUCUCGCGCAGUAGCAAGGCUGGUCUUCAGUUUCCCGUCGGAAGAAUCGCUCGUUUUCUUAAGGCUGGUAAGUACGCUGAGCGUGUUGGUGCUGGUGCUCCCGUCUACCUCGCCGCCGUCCUCGAAUAUCUCGCCGCCGAGGUGUUGGAGUUGGCUGGAAACGCAGCAAGAGACAACAAGAAGACCAGAAUCGUGCCGCGUCACAUUCAAUUGGCCGUCAGGAAUGACGAAGAGCUCAGCAGGCUGCUCGGCGAUGUGACGAUUGCUGCCGGUGGUGUUAUGCCGAACAUCCACAACCUUCUCCUCCCCAACAAGGGCCCCAAGAAGGCGGCUGCCGAGGAAGAGUAAAUUCGACGUCGAAAGGAAUCCUAUAUCAAAGUUUAAUCGUAGAAAUAUGUAGAGAUGGAUGAACAUACAAGCAAAUAGUUUUAUUUUCUACACUGGGUUCUUUAGGAUUUUAUUAUAGUUUUAUGAGUUUGUCUAGUUUCUAUGAGAAAACUUUGGUUUCUAGAUUAGGAGUAGCAUUUUAUGGUAACAAAUAUUUGGUAUCGUGAAAUGAGUAAAAGCUUGAAUUUGAGCAUUUCUGGUUGGAAAUUUUGUGCCUAUUUGUUGCAAAUUGAGGUAUGUUUGCUCGGAUUAUGCGAUUUAUAAUGAAAUUUACCAAAUGUUUCGUGAGCGUUGUAAAAAAAAAAAA